Messenger RNA from Phalacrocorax carbo (great cormorant), 2973 nucleotides. NCBI's taxonomy places the organism in Eukaryota, Metazoa, Chordata, Aves, Suliformes, Phalacrocoracidae. The record is from RefSeq and is a predicted model, not a curated record.
CGGGGCAUUGUGGGAAUGACGUCACUCUCCCGCUUCCGCCUCGAUGGUGGCCGCUUCUCGCUAGAGAAGCCGUUCCGGCGGGACCCGGGGCAUGCCGGGAUGGGGCCGCCUUUCCUUGACCUCCGCCAGGCCAUCAUGGCGGCUCCGCCGCCGUUCGUUGUCCUUCUCUUCUCGGUGAUGGCGGCGGCAGGCGGCGCAGCGCCUGUGUGGGACGCGGCCGGUUACCUGCUCUACUGUCCCUGCAUGGGCCGGUUCGGGAACCAGGCCGAACACUUCCUCGGCGCCCUGGCCUUCGCCCGAGCCCUCAACCGGACCCUGGCCGUGCCGCCGUGGAUCGAGUAUCGCCACCACCGCCCGCCCUACACCAACCUCCACGUCCCCUACACGGAGUACUUCAGGCUGGAGCCGCUCCUGCGCUACCACCGCGUCCUCAGCCUGGAGGACUUCAUGGAGAAGCUGGCGCCCGUUCACUGGCCUCCCGGCAAGCGGGUGGCUUACUGCUUCGAAGCGGCAGCUCAGAGAAGUGCUGACAAAAGCACCUGUCCCAUGAAGGAUGGAAAUCCAUUUGGUCCCUUCUGGGAUCAGUUCCAAGUGAAUUUUGAUAAGUCUGAGCUCUUCAAGGGAAUCUCCUUUAGUUCUGCGUACAAGGACCAUUGGAUCCAAAGGUUUCCACCAUCUGAGCAUCCUGUACUCGCUUUACCUGGAGCUCCGGCCCAGUUCCCAGUCUUGGAGGAGCACCGCCCCCUCCAUAAGUAUAUCGUGUGGUCUGAGGAAAUGGUGAAGAAAGGAGAAGCCUACAUUAAUUCUCUGCUGGUCAGGCCCUACGUAGGAAUUCAUCUGAGGAUCGGCUCAGACUGGAAAAAUGCUUGCAAUAUGUUAAAGGACGGGACGGCCGGGCCACACUUCAUGGCUUCACCUCAGUGCGUGGGCUACGACCGCAGUGCUGCGGUCCCCCUUACCAUGGACAUGUGCCUGCCAGACCUCAAAGAGAUCAAGCGUGCUCUCAAGCUCUGGGUGAAAAAGACAGAAGCUAAAUCUGUUUAUAUCGCUACUGAUUCUGAGCCCUACACAACGGAAAUACAGCAAUUCUUCCAAGGAAAGAUCAAGGUUGUUAGCUUGCAGCCAGAAGUGCCGCAGAUUGAUUUGUACAUUCUUGGCCAGUCUGAUCAUUUUAUCGGGAACUGUGUCUCUUCGUUUACUGCCUUUGUGAAACGAGAGCGUGACGUGCAUGGAAAGCCCUCUUCGUUUUUUGGCAUGGACCACCCACCAAGAUUACGGGAUGAAUUCUGACCAAAAGAGGAAUGGGUUCCAUAGUUCUCAGGGAUCUGAGCUUGGUGCUGUGCCGAGGGACCACUCGGUGCUAACAGUGUUCUCCUGCCUGCAGAGCACACUGCCAGGUGGCCGCACACCUGCUUCGGCCCUAUGACACUCUUCGCAGUCACUUCCAGACUUCUCUGCCUGACUUCUCCUGUGUUUCCAGCAUGAGGUCAGACAGAAAAGAAAUUUUAAAUCAAGUAGUUUACAGGAAACUAUAAACUAUAUAUAGUUUUUAAGAUGUAGUUUAUAUAGCCCUCCGUUCUCACUAUUUGGGGUUCACCAGCAAUUGUGAUGAAGCAGCUGCUCAGAUUUCCUCUUCUUUUUUUUUUUUUUUCUGUUAAAUUUAAAUUUUACCUUGUGAAACUUCUUGUCCAAAACUGACCAUAAGCUCUUUUUAAGUGCAAAGUAUUGUCAGGGAUGUCACGGUCCCUGAAAAGGGAGUGCAAGGUAAAGCUCAGGACUGGAAAUGAGCUCUGGGUUUUAUCGAGUACUGCUGUUGCCUUACUAGACCCGUGUCACCUCAGUGCCUGUUUCCAUUCCCCUGUUGAAAGAGAUUUCAUACCUGCUUCACAGCAGUGCUGAGGGCACCUGGAUCUCUUUGGUGCUAGAGCAGCACAGUGGGGGCAUGUUUUAACAUGGCAGCUGCCUCUUCAGCCUGUCUUUGUGUGAACUGCUGGGGAGAAGGCAUUUGCAGGGACACAGUUGAUAGAUCUUUUAUAGCCUGUUGAGAGCUGGAGAUUUAGGGCUUGUAGCGUUGUAGCUGUUGAUGUCAGGCGGAGGUAGAAAUGGAAAUGGUUUUGAGCUAAGACUUUUAGAGUAGCCAUAGUGGGGUUGGUGUACGUCGUACUUAGGUCUGUGUUAGUGGGUUUGGGUUUUUUGUUUGUUUUUGUACUUCAUGAGAUAACCUCUCUGACAACAGAACCCUUGUCUGUGGGGGUAGCUUCCGGUGGAGAGAACUGUGGAAACUGUUGGCUGAGGGGGGAAACAGCAGCCCAGACCCCUCCGUUUGGCCCAGUACAGUUUAGUGCUGGGAACACUGAUAAUCCCCAUGUGGUGAGACUCAACUUGACCAAUGUCUUUUGGUACUCAUGUGACUUUAAUUGUAUUUUGUUUUAUCCAAAGACCGAGUACAGAACUUACUGCUCCUUUUUUAAUAAGUGACACUGAGGUGAGUCGGUGGUACCAGGGCUGGCUGCCUCUAGUGCUCUGCUAUGGUCUAAACAAUACUGCCUCAGAGCAUUUACUGGGGUUUAACUCUAAAUGUCUUUUUGGUAGUGGGUUUUUCCCUCCUUGGAAAUGUUCCUGAUCUUUGAAGGACUUUGAAGGCUCAAGGGAGUGAGCAGAAGAGAGGGAUAAGUGAGAAGGUACCCCAAGUGUCAGGGUGGCAAAGACUUGUCUCUUGUUUCCUCACUGCUGGCUUCCAGAAAUUUGUGGGAUUUGGUGAUUUUGGGGUCGCUGGGCGCGGAGCUGGGCGGCCAGACAUCUGCAUGCGUCUUUGUAUUUCACUUAGCUUGGUGAUCUUGGAUGAUGCCGUCAGGGCGGCCUCGCCUCACUACAGAGGGAGGGCAGGGUAUUGGGAAGACGGUGUAUGAAGAGAAUUUUUUUUUUUAAAAAAGGUAUUUUUUGUAAUUAAUAAACACUUGAUUUUUGUAUUCA